CCAGGUAGGGCGCACACAAAACCAGCGCGAUCCGAGCAGCCAUUGCGGAGCAGAGCCCGGGGUCUCGGACUAGUUUGCAUCGAUUCUCACGCAAUUUAAAGGCCACGGGACACAUAAAAGAGAGUCCGAACCCGGCACUGAUCUCUCCGUAGGUUUGGGGUCACUGGGGUCUUGUCUUCUCUGUCACCUGGAGUUGAGAUCUGGGUUUUUUUUUGGUAUUGGGGUGGUGAGUCUGUAGUCUUUCGUUGUUAAAAUGACGGUUAAUCCCGAUAUUCUGGUGCUGUUAUUUACCACCACAUCUGGUGCAAGUGGGGACCGGUUGGGAUCGGACGAAAAGGAAGUUGUACAGUUGGUUUGGCAAGUUGUGGAUUUAGCGACUAAAAAGGUUGGCCAGGUACAUGAACUGCUCGUCAGACCGGAGAACAUUGAGCUUACCGAAGAGUGUCAGGAGGAGAGCGGACUCACCGAGGAGGCCUUGACAUCUUCUGCUUCUCUUGAGGAGGCCAUCGAUGAGUUGAAUCAGAGGUUAUGUGCAGAGGUGGACACCGGUGCAGGGAACACUUUCUGUUUCUGUACUGAUGGACAGUUGCAUGUGCGCCAAGUUCUGCAUCCUGAGGCUUCCAGCAAGAAUUUUUUGUUGCAUGAGUGUUUCUUCACAUUUUUCGACCUACGGAAAGAGUUCAAGAAAUCGAAACAAUCGGAAGGGGACUUGAAUGACUUAGAUCUUCAGGCCAUGGCUGACCACCUGAAUGUUGUUGUAGAUUCUUCUCUUCAUGCGUUCACCGCACACAAAGUUCAGCUGAUGUCAGAAAUCGUUUUAGCGCUCAUCUCUGAGCCUACCUGCCAUACAUUCUCCUGCCCUGAAAAAGUGAACGACAAGUUCGAGACUGGCACUUGCAGUAAGAUGGAAAGGGUAGAUGAUAACACAGUGAUCAGAGCUCGAGGACUUCCCUGGCAGUCCUCAGAUCAGGACAUCGGCCGAUUCUUCAGAGGUCUCAACAUCGCCAAAGGAGGUGCUGCGCUGUGUUUAAACGCUCAGGGGAGGAGGAACGGAGAAGCACUUGUGCGGUUUGAGAGUGAGGAACACCGAGAUUUAGCCCUGCAGAGACACAAGCAUCACAUGGGCUCCAGAUACAUUGAGGUUUACAAGGCAACAGGGGAAGACUUUCUAAAGAUCGCAGGAGGCACCUCAAACGAAGCGGCCAAUUUUCUUUCGCGGGAGAAUCAGGUCAUCAUCCGCAUGCGCGGGCUUCCAUUCACCGCCACGGCGGAGCAAGUUCUGCAGUUCUUCUCCCCGUCCUGCCCCGUGACCGACGGCAGCGAGGGCAUCCUGUUUGUGCGCUUUCCCGAUGGCAGGCCCACGGGGGACGCCUUCGUCCUGUUCUCCUAUGAAGAACACGCUCAAAAUGCUCUGAAGAAACACAAGGAGAUCCUUGGCAAGAGAUACAUCGAGCUCUUCAAGAGCACUGCUGCCGAGGUGCAACAGGUAUUGAAUCGAUAUUCAUCGGCCCCAUUGAUAUCCAUGGCACCUUCCCCCAUCCUAUCCAUGGUGCCUCAACCCACAUUCAUGCCCCCCGCUGCAGCUGUAACGGGUGUCCGCGACUGCAUGAGAUUAAGGGGUCUGCCUUACGAUGCCAGUAUCCAAGAUAUAUUGAUUUUCCUGGGGGAAUACACUGCGGACAUCAAACCACACGGAGUGCACAUGGUGAUCAACCAACAGGGUCGUCCAUCUGGUGAUGCCUUCAUCCAAAUGCGUUCGGCCGACCGGGCGUUUCUGGCCGCCCAGCGCUGCCACAAGCGCAGCAUGAAGGAGCGUUAUGUUGAGGUGUUCGCCUGCUCCGCUCAGGAGAUGAACAUCGUGUUGAUGGGGGGGACGCUCAAUAGGAGCGGCCUCUCACCGCCGCCAUGUAAGUUACGACGUCUGUCGCCUCCGUCGUAUUCAUUUCAUCCCGGGACGGUCCUUCCUUCUGGGGCUGUCCUUCCAACGGGGGCGAUGCUACCUGUGGAGCAGUCAGCUAUGUACCCCUCCCAGUUUUUACUGAGUCCCCGCCCCCUGGGCCAGCCAACAGCCUUCUACCCUGCCAAUAAUCCAUUAUUUAUGAACUACACUGCCUAUUAUCCAAGCCCCCCUGGCUCCCCCCCUAACAUCAGCUACUUCUCAACCGGCCACACCCCUUCAGCUGGCUCAGUCCUCUCAGCCCCGCCCACAGCACUGAUACGAAUGCAAGGUCAUGCCCAUUCCCACGCUUACAACAGUGGAGUUAAAGAGAUCCUCAGCAUGGUACAUGGAUAUCAGCCUGGCAACAGCGAUGCCUUGUUAACUCUCCCCUCUGUGCUAUCAGCCAAGCAGACUAUUGGUGACCAGACACUUGGAGGCGGGGCCUAUCUUGACUUGCAGCUGCUUUAAGCCAAUCUAAUCGCAGUGUGGAGCACGGAUUCACAAAACCCCCUCAAAACAAAGCAGUUUAUGCCAUUCCUUAGAUAGCUAUUUAUAUAUGAUAAAAAAGAUAAAUAUAUGUAUUUUGACAUUUUAAUGUAUAUUGCACAUUGUUUUUUUUAUGCAUUCGAGUUAAUAUUCUACUCAUGAGUUUUGUCGCUGAAGUCAAAUGUGUGUUUGUGAGAGUUUGUAUGUUUGUGUACAUUAUACAUGCAGAGAUGUUCACUCAGGAAAUAGCUCCUCAACCCAGGUUCAAAAAAUUUUACCCGCUGCAUCAAGACUUCUCCCGUACCAUUUAAGCCAAAGGACAGAAAAAAGUGUGUGUGUGUGUGUGUGUGUGUGUGUUAGUGCAUGUCUCUCCCUAUUGAUGUGACUCUACCAUAAGUAUGUAAAUGCGUAGAGACCUUCUCAAGCCUUUAUCCUUUUUCUUUGAAGGUUUUAAUUUGCAUGAAGUUCAACGAGCUAGCUGUUAUAAUAUGUUUACAAGAGUCGCCGUGCACAGCGUAGUGUAUGGAUAUCUGCAACUUGUAGCUCUACAACAGUCAUUUCGCCAAAAUUGCUCAGAAGCUGAAUCAGGAACAACUGUCUGCGUGUGGUGUAUACAUCAAAAGUGUGUAUUGUCCUUACCCAAUCAAUGUACAAAAUAAUAGAGAUGCGCUAGUCGACGUGUGUAUGUGUAGCUGAUGUAACCCGAUUGAUGAACCUGUGAGGUGUGUGUGCCAUCAUAAGCACCAUAACCAAAUGCAUGUGUGAUUUUGUUUUUACUGCACUCAGAGAGUGUUUUGGGCCUGCUGUAAUGCACACAGGUGUAUUUUCACCUAUUGUCUGUGUAUUAAGGAGAGUGUUUGUGUGCAUUUGAUGGAAUGUGAACAGGUUGAUUAUUUUAACUACAGCUGUAUCCCGUACCCUCCUGUUUGUCGUUUAUUAUACUCUGUGCUUUUUUUUUUAAAUACUAGCAUGUUUAGGCUUUGAUGACCUGUAGGAGUAAAAUGUAUGACAGUAAAAUAGUCAGUGUGGUUUAUUUGUACCCAGACAUGCCAACAAGCAGUAAAUGUGCAACACUACUGUCCUCAUUGAUGUUACCAAUCUGUUACCAAUAUAUCUCUGGUUCAUAAAUAUGUGUAGAAAAAGAAGGCAAAAAAUGGUUGUUUGGAGAAAGUAUUAUUUUAUUUUGAUGUUUUGUUAUAACUUAAAAUUAAAAUAAAGCAAUUAUUAACAACCUU
This is a messenger RNA of Triplophysa dalaica, 3660 nucleotides long. It is a transcript of the gene esrp1, whose product is annotated as epithelial splicing regulatory protein 1. Gene Ontology annotation, cellular component: ribonucleoprotein complex. NCBI's taxonomy places the organism in Eukaryota, Metazoa, Chordata, Actinopteri, Cypriniformes, Nemacheilidae. The record is from RefSeq and is a predicted model, not a curated record. The transcript has 15 exons. Gene Ontology annotation, molecular function: RNA binding. Bases 254 to 2407 code for a protein of 717 amino acids.